AUGACGGAAAAACGAGAAUUCGCGGCGUUUCCGUACAAGCCAUACUCCAUCCAAGUGGAUUUCAUGAAUGCGCUCUACCAGUUUCUCGACAAGGGAGGCGUUUCCAUGCUCGAAAGCCCCACAGGGACUGGAAAAUCUCUAAGCAUUAUCUGCAGUUCCCUACAGUGGCUGCUUGACCGUAAGGAGAAAGGACCUUCAGGAUUCACUGAUUCCGACAAGCUUGAUGGAAACGACGACGAACCUGAUUGGAUGAGAAAUUUUACUGUCGAUGAUAAAGCCCAUGAUGAUGACAAGACCAUCAAGCACAGCAAAUCCCCAUUUCGUCUCAAGAAGCAUUCUAAGGAAAAAGUUCCCCAACUUCUCUCGGAUUCGGAUUCUGUAAGCAAACAGGAGGCUGAGUUAAACGAUGGAGAGUUUCUGUUGGAAGACUACGAAAGUGAAGAGGAAUCAUCUUCAAAGAGAAAACACGCCGCAGGUUUUGACAGCUCAUCAGAGGAUGAGGAUGAUGACAAGGAAUGCUCAGAUGACGAACAAGGAGGGCUACAGGUUUUCUUUUGCAGCCGAACACAUUCCCAGCUUUCCCAAUUUGUCAAGGAGUUGAGGAAGACUGUGUUUGCCCACAAAAUCAAAGUUGUGUGUCUAGGCUCCCGAAACAACAUGUGCAUCAAUCAAGAUGUUCUUAAGCUUGGAAAUGCGGCCCGAAUCAACGAGAGGUGCUUGGAUUUGCAAAAGAAGAAGAAAUCUCAACCCUCUAAAAAGAAGAAUUUCGGUACAAAUGUAAGGGUAGGACGAACCAAAGCAGCUUCUUGCAGAUGCCCAAUGCUUAAAAAACAUAAACUGCAGAGAGAAUUUAAGGCUGAGAUUUUUCAACAAGAAGCCAUGGACAUUGAGGAUCUUGUUCAGCUUGGACGAGACAUGACGACUUGUCCCUACUAUGGUUCUAGAAGAACUGCCCCAGCUGCUGAUCUUGUUAUCCUUCCAUAUCAGUCUCUUCUCUCAAAGUCGUCACGAGAGUCUCUUGGCCUAAGCUUGAAAAACAGUGUUGUCAUUAUAGACGAGGCUCACAAUUUGGCUGACACUCUUCUCACUAUGCACGAUGCUAAAAUAACUAUGUCACAGUUGGAGGAUGUACAUUGCAGCAUUGAGAAUUGUCUGGCAAGAUUCCAGAAUCUACUGGGAGCUGGAAACCGUAGAUAUAUCCAAACUCUCUUGAUUCUCAUUCGAGCUCUCCUCAAACCUCUUGCCAGUGAUAGGAAUCUGAAUAAUACAGGAAAUCCCUCUGGGUGUUGUUCCAUGGCAAUUUACGACUUUUUGUUUUCUCUGAGUAUAGACAAUAUCAAUGUGGUUAAGUUACUCGCCUAUAUAAAGGAAAGCAAUAUCAUUCAUAAGGUCUGUGGAUAUGGAGACAGAGUUGCUAUGUUGCAAAAAGAUGCAGUGUCCCAUGAGGAAACGAGCAAGUUAUCAAGUUUUAGAGCCUUCUCUGGUAUGUUGGUUGCACUCACUCAUAACAAUGGUGAUGGGCGAAUAAUAAUCUCAAAGAUGAGUUCGUCGACCUCUGACCAACAAGGAGGGUACAUUAAGUAUGUCAUGCUCACUGGAGCCAAGUUAUUUUCAGAGGUGGUGGAGGAAGCUCACGCUGUCAUAUUGGCCGGUGGGACUCUUCAGCCUAUAGAAGAGACAAGGGAAAGACUCUUUCCAUGGAUACCAUCAAAUCAGCUGCAAUUCUUCUCAUGUAGUCACAUUGUUCCCCCUGAGAGCAUCAUGCCAAUCGCAGUUUCACAUGGUCCGUCUGGUCAGUCUUUUGACUUUAGCCACAGUUCAAGAAGCUCAGCAGCAAUGAUACAGGAGUUAGGACUGUUAAUGAGUAACCUAGUGGCAGUGGUUCCUGAAGGAGUAAUCGUCUUCUUCUCUUCGUUUGAGUAUGAAACACAGGUGCACACAGCGUGGAGUAAGUCAGGGAUACUCAGUAGAAUAAUGAAGAAGAAGCGUGUGUUGAGAGAACCGAGAAGGAACACAGAAGUAGAAGGUGUUCUGAGAGAGUACAAGGAAGCAAUAGAAAAGGAAAGAGGGGCAAUCAUGCUAGCUGUGGUUGGUGGGAAGGUGUCAGAAGGAAUAAACUUCAGCGAUGGCAUGUGUCGGUGUGUGGUGAUGGUUGGUCUGCCGUAUCCCAGCCCGUCUGACAUAGAGUUGUUAGAGAGAAUAAAGCAUAUAGAAGGUUUUGGAGUUUCAGAUUCCGCAAAACCUUGUCUGACUUUGGUUGACGAUUCUUACUACAGUGGAGAUGUUCGAGCAGGGUUUGACGUUUUAAGGUCCUGCAAACGAAGAGGGAAAGAGUACUAUGAAAAUCUGUGUAUGAAAGCAGUUAACCAAUCAAUCGGUAGGGCAAUCAGGCACGAAAAGGACUAUGCAGCCAUAUUACUGGUAGAUGCUCGAUACUCCAAUGAUCCAUCAAAAAGAACAUCUCAUUCCCAUCCAUCCAGCAAGCUCCCAAAGUGGAUCAAAGAUGGUCUUAUUUAUUCCACCAAAGGUUACGGAGACGUUCACAGACUCUUGCACCAAUUCUUUAAACAUAAAAAAUCAUCCUAA
Messenger RNA from Microthlaspi erraticum, 2586 nucleotides. NCBI's taxonomy places the organism in Eukaryota, Viridiplantae, Streptophyta, Magnoliopsida, Brassicales, Brassicaceae. The record is from the annotation of a GenBank genome assembly.